Molecule: messenger RNA, 537 nt
Organism: Lathyrus sativus (Indian pea)
Lineage: Eukaryota; Viridiplantae; Streptophyta; Magnoliopsida; Fabales; Fabaceae
Source: the annotation of a GenBank genome assembly
AUGGCUGCCAAACGUCUUUUGGAUGAUUCUGAUCAAGACAAACACAAACGUAUCAGAACUACAGCAACACCUUCUUUUGCUUCGGUAAUAGGAGAAGUUGUUAUGGUGAAAAACAUGCAAAACCUUUUCUCUGGCUUAGAACCAUUACUUAGAAGAGUUGUGAACGAAGAAGUUGAACGAGCAAUGAGACAAUGUUAUCCGUCACGAUCGAUAACAAAGUCACCUUCCUUGAGACUCCAAGCAAUGGAGCAUCCAUCAAGUUUUCAAUUCAUUUUCAAAAAGAAGCUUUCACCUUCAAUUUUCACAGGUAGUAGAUUACUAGACAUGGAUGGAAACUCUAUCAACGUGAUCCUUGUCGACAAAAGCAAUGACCAAAUUGUUCCUUCAAGUCUGCCUCACCCAAUCAAGAUAGAAAUUGUAGUUCUUGAUGGAGAUUUUCCAUCUACUGAAAAGGAAUCAUCAUGGACUAGCGAAGAAUUCAACAGUAAUAUUGUGAAAGAAAGAACGGGAAGCGGCCAUUGCUUACCGGAGAAUUGA